CGCAGGCCCAGUCUGUCAGCAGCAGCAAGAGGAGGCAGGAGCUCAGCAUCCUCUGGCACAAGACUCCUAGGCAGCCGCAGCCUUCUCCGCCAGAAGCCAGCAGAGGAAAAAUCACCACCAUGAGGAUUGCUGGGAUUUGCUUUUGCCUCUUAGGCAUUGCCUACUCCCUCCCAGUUAAGGAGGCUGAUUCUUUCAGCUCUGAAGAUCACCUGCGCGACAACAAAUUCCCAGAAGCUAUGGCUUUAUGGUUAAAGACUGACCCGUCCCUGAAGGAGAAUAUUAUAGUACCACAGAAUUCCGUGUCCUCUGAAGAAGACAAUGGCUUGCAACAAGAGACCCUCCCAAGUAACUCCAACGAGAGCCACGACCACAUGGACGACGAGGAUGAUGAUGACAGGGAUGAGGACUCCGUUGACACAGAUGACCCUGACCACCAUUCCGAUGAGUCUGACCAUUCUGACGAAUCUGACGAAGUGGUCACUGAGGCUCCCACUGAGGGUCCGGAAACCCCUGCCUUCAGUCCCAUUGUGCCCACCGUAGAAAUAUACGAUGGGCGCGGCGACAGUCUGGCUUACAGUCUGAGGUCGAGGUCUAAGAAGCUCCACAUUUCUGAUGCGCAGGACCCAGAUGCUACAGAUGAGGACCUCACCUCACACGUGGAGAGCCAGGAGUCCAGCGCUGCACACAAGGCCGUCCUCGUUGCCCAGCGCCUGAAUGUGCCCUCCGACUGGGACAGCCAUGGCAAGGACAGCCAUGAGUCCAGUCAGCUGGAUGUCCCGAGUGUGGAGAGCCACAGCCAGGAGCAGUCCCGAGAGCGCAUGCGGAAGGCCCGGGACAACAGCGGCGAGCACUCUGAUGUGGUCGACAGUCAGGAAGGCGCCAAAGCCAGCCAGGAACUUCCCAGCCAGGAGUUCCCCAGCCACGAAGACCCCCAGAGUAAGGAGGAAGAGGGACGCCUGGAAGUGCGCGUUUCCCAGGAAUUAGAUAGCGCCUCUUCCGAGGCCAAAUAAAAAGAAAGAGCAAGUUCUUUCUUUGCUUUUGGUCAGAAGGAAAAAAAAAAAAUGCAAUAGAGGGAAUUGAGAAAAAAUAUGAAAUGCUUACAUAGCAGGUGAAUGUAUAAGUGUGUGGCUUUGGAAAUUAAUGUUUUCAAGCAUUCGUUCAACUUGUUGCUUCAUGGUAAUAUCCUUGUAGCCUAAAAGCUUUAGCAUUUGUCUGUGUUCUUUUCAUAGAAGAAAUUCAAGCCAUCACUGCAUUUUAAUGUUUGCUAUUCUUUUAAGAAUAGAAAUGUAUGUAGAGGCAGUCAAAAUACUUUCACAUACUUAUCAGAGAGAAUGAAUACUUUAUGUCACUAUCAUCUUCUGUUUUUUAAAUUAGUGUAUAUUUUGUUCUGAUUAUUUUGUUGGUGUGAAUAAAUCUUAAGUCCGGAAUGUAAUAAAUUUGGUGAUGCCAAUUGCA
Octodon degus (degu) is the source of this 1455-nucleotide messenger RNA. RefSeq names its product secreted phosphoprotein 1 (gene Spp1). Bases 120 to 1010 code for a protein of 296 amino acids. Gene Ontology annotation, molecular function: extracellular matrix binding. Gene Ontology annotation, biological process: positive regulation of bone resorption; ossification; osteoblast differentiation. The transcript is spliced from 7 exons. NCBI's taxonomy places the organism in Eukaryota, Metazoa, Chordata, Mammalia, Rodentia, Octodontidae. The record is from RefSeq and is a predicted model, not a curated record.